AUGGUUGCAUCACUCAAAGAAAUGACUUCUGAUUUUGUGAAAUUGGAGAGGUUUGAUGGAGGCCAUUUUAACCGAUGGCAGAAAAAGAUGAAAUUUCUUCUCACAACCUUGAAAGUGGUGUAUGUUCUGAAUACCACAAGACCAACAGAGAGGGAAAAUGAAAGGAUUGCUGAAACAAGAGACAAACAGAAGUGGGAAAAUGAUGAUUACAUCUGCAUGGGCCACAUUCUCAAUGGAUUAUCAGACUCACUUUUUGACAUCUACCAAAGUAGCGGUUCUGCAAAGGAACUAUGGGAGAAACUGGAAACAAGAUAUAUGUUGGAAGACGCUACCAGUAAGAAAUUUCUUGUCUCUCAAUUUAAUAAUUAUAACAUGGUAGACUCUAGACCAGUGAUGGAACAAUUAUAUGAACUUGAACGAAUUCUUAACAACUUUAAGCAACAUAAAAUGCACAUGGAUGAAACAAUCAUUGUUUCUUCCAUAAUAGAUAAACUUCCUCCAUCAUGGAAAGAUUUUAAAAAGUCCUUGAAACAUAAGAAAGAAGACAUUUCUCUUGAGCAGUUAGGAAAUCACAUUCGUCUUGAAGAAGAGUAUCGUAAACAGGAUGAUACUAAGAAUCAAAAUGCUCAUGAGAAGGUAUAUGUUUUAGUGGAUGGAAAGUCUAGUAAAUCCAAGGAUAAUAUGGAUAUAGAUGGAGAAAAUGUUCAUGACAACAACAAUGGACAUGGACAAAAGAAAAGAAAGAGAGGAAGUUGCUUCCAUUGUGGUAAGCCGUGA
Trifolium pratense (red clover) is the source of this 777-nucleotide messenger RNA. RefSeq lists its product as uncharacterized. The record is from RefSeq and is a predicted model, not a curated record. The coding region runs from base 1 to 777 and encodes 258 amino acids. Lineage: Eukaryota; Viridiplantae; Streptophyta; Magnoliopsida; Fabales; Fabaceae. The transcript has a single exon.